Molecule: messenger RNA, 1053 nt
Organism: Hypoxylon trugodes
Lineage: Eukaryota; Fungi; Ascomycota; Sordariomycetes; Xylariales; Hypoxylaceae
Exons: 2
Coding region: 1-1053 (350 amino acids)
Source: RefSeq, a predicted model, not a curated record
AUGAAUCCUAUCAGGCCAAGCCAGCCUGUGGUUAAACCAACGGUUCAGACUCGGCCCGUUCCCCAGCAUUACCAAACUCAUGAGCUCGGACUAGCUACUACUAAGUCUUUAAAUCUAUCUAUGGCGCCUAGUCAGAUAUACUCGUCAGUCCAAAGUGCUGCGACUACUCUAGUGCCGCAAAUUUUCCAACGGGCUUCUGCACCAUCAGUCGUCUCUCACGUCAAAUCCGUGGACUUGGGGUCUCAUGAGGAUCUUGUCUACCCGCCGCGUCCAGGGGACGCAAGUCGAAACUUGGCCGAAGCGACGUGUCCGUAUUGCCUUUACGUUCUUUCUAGCCUUGAGAUUAGCGGUGAGGCGAGGUGGAGGAAACAUAUUCUCGGUGAUCUAGAUGCCCUAGUUUGUCUCUUCGGCCCCUGCGAUGAACCGAAUGUCCUGUACAAGCAUAGCAGAGAUUGGCUCCAGCAUAUGCGCAAGCAUACCCGGCGCUGGCGCUGCUCAGCAAAGGUCCACGGCAUCCUUGAAUUCAACAGCUGUGAAGAGUUCGAAAAUCAUAUGAGAAGUGGUCAUGGGAAACAGUACACAAGUGCUCAGCUUGGUCUUCUUGCCGAGAAGGCAAUGCGUUCGUCCGGACCAUUAUUCGAAGUAUGCCCUCUCUGUGGGGGCGAAGACGAUGAGGGUAGUAACCUAGAUUCAGGCGAUUUAAUUGACCAUAUUGUUGUCCAUCUAAGAACGCUUGCACUCAAGUCUCUUCCUCCGCAUUAUGGAGACGACGACAACGCUUCCUCGAACACACAUGAUAACGAGUCUACAAAAUCCCGCAACACCGUCAAAAUAUUUCUCAAUGAAUAUGAUGUCUCUUUUAGUUCCCCAAGUCGGUCCCCAGUACCAAUGGAUGACAUACAAAUCCCCCUUGAACUUCUCGGCGAGAACCGGCAUGAAACCUCUGACGAUGAUAACGCCUAUAACGUCCCUGACAGCGAUGAGGCUGACUGGCAGCAUCUCUUGAAAACGGCCUUAUAUCCAACACAAGAUACUCAUGAUCCCAUUAAAUAA